Racocetra persica is the source of this 351-nucleotide messenger RNA. Lineage: Eukaryota; Fungi; Glomeromycota; Glomeromycetes; Diversisporales; Gigasporaceae. The record is from the annotation of a GenBank genome assembly.
GACCCACCUCUGUCGUUGGACGAACUAGAGAAAGCGAACCAAAAUUUUGCCGAACAAAUCAAAAAUGCGAGUAGUGCGGAGGAAAUUAAAAAUAUUAAAAAUUCGGUCUCUAAUAAUAUCAACCAGGGGCGAAGUAAUAAAAUAGUUGUUAAUUUAAUUAACCAGGCCAAACAGGCUCGGACUGAGGAGGAAAAAUCGGCCGUGCGGCAAAAAAUUUCCGAAUUGGAAAAUAGUGGGGAAAUACCAAAUACUAAUUCGCCCUCCUCCGACAACAAAGAACCCAACAACCAUUUACCAUUAAUUAUUUUUCUAGUAGUGGUGAUUGGUGGAAUAGCGAUUAUUGCUAGUUGA